Messenger RNA from Acanthocheilonema viteae, 2973 nucleotides. NCBI's taxonomy places the organism in Eukaryota, Metazoa, Nematoda, Chromadorea, Rhabditida, Onchocercidae. The record is from the annotation of a GenBank genome assembly.
AUGUUAAAAGCUAGAUUAUAUUUUCUGGAAAGCUUUCAACAGUUCAGCUCAUCAAAUGCUCCAAUGUUCCAGGGUAAAAAACUUCGUGUUAUAACGUUGGAUGCGCUAAAUACGUUAAUUCGUUUAGAGCAAUCACCAGGGCAUACAUAUGCUGCUUUUGCAAAACAUAUCAAUAUUCAGUGCAAUGCCGAUGAAUUAGAUGAAGCAUUUCGACGAAAUUUUAAAAGUUUAUCAAGACGGAAAUUAUGUUAUGGAUUUAGAAAAGAUGGUGAAGUCGCAUGGUGGAUUGAGCUGAUUGGUGAAAGAAGUUCUGAGAUAGAUAAAUUGGCACAUAUGCUUUUUGCUUAUUACGGUUCUGUGGAACCAUGGAGAUUAAUUGACAGUCAGGUUCACGAUCAUUUGAAGGAGUUGCAGGAUCGAAAAAUUCGAUUAGGUAUAAUAUCAAAUUUUGAUAAACGUCUUAGGAAUAUUCUGGAAGGCUUAAAGCUGUCAUCCUAUUUCGAAGUAAUGUUUUUAAGCGGAGAAAUAGGUGUGGAAAAGCCAAAUAAGGAAAUUUUUGAAAAAGCUGCGAAAUACUUUCAAAUUAGUGAAAUGGAGGAAAUGCUUCAUGUGGGUGAUGACGAAGAGAAAGAUUUCAAUGGUGCAAGAAAGGCAGGUGUAAGAGCCGUUUUGUUCAAUCGUGAUGGAGAACAUAUGAACGAUCAUUCAUUGUUAACUUCAACCGGUUCAACUGAAAGCAAUAAAAUGUUAGCAUCGAAUUCGCUGGGUAUCACAAGCUUAUUGACAUUUAUCAUCCUUGUAUUAGCAUGGAUUGUUGGCUUUGCUUCACGAUUAUUUGCAGUUAUUCGAUUUGAAUCUAUUAUCCAUGAAUUCGAUCCAUGGUUUAACUAUCGAUCAACACGCCAUAUGGUUGAACAUGGCUUUUAUGAUUUCUUAAAUUGGUUUGAUGAUCAAUCAUGGUAUCCGCUUGGACGAAUCGUUGGAGGCACAGUUUACCCUGGACUUAUGGUAACCUCAGGAGCAAUACAUUACAUUUUAUCAGUUUUAAAUAUUUCCGUACAUAUCAGAGAUGUUUGUGUUUUUUUGGCUCCAACAUUCAGUGGUCUCACAGCAAUUGCUACAUAUUUUUUAACGAAGGAACUUUGGUCACCAGGUGCUGGUCUGUUUGCAGCAUGCUUUAUCGCUAUUUCACCCGGCUAUACCAGUCGUUCAGUUGCCGGUUCCUAUGAUAAUGAAGGAAUUGCAAUUUUUGCAUUACAGUUCACUUAUUUCUUAUGGGUUCGUUCUGUGAAAACUGGUUCCGUAUUUUGGGCAACAUUAACUGCAUUAUCAUAUUUUUAUAUGGUUUCUGCUUGGGGAGGUUAUGUGUUUAUCAUAAAUUUGAUUCCAUUGCAUGUUCUUACACUCAUAUUAAUUGGCCGAUAUUGUUCUAAGCUUUACAUUGCAUAUACGACUUUCUAUAUUUUGGGACAAAUAAUGGCAAUGCAAAUACCAUUUGUGGGCUUUCAGCCCGUGAAAACUUCCGAACAUAUGGCUGCUGCUGGUAUCUUUGGUUUGCUACAGGUUAUUGCCGCGUUAAAGUAUAUGCAACAUCGAGUUUCAAGGAAAGAAUUCAUGACGUUAUUUUUCGGUGGAGUUUCCUUGGUACUUAUAUUGGGAAUAUCUAUGAUUAUUCUCUUAACAUAUGCUGGCUAUAUAGCACCGUGGUCGGGACGUUUUUAUUCACUGUGGGAUACUGGUUAUGCAAAAAUUCAUAUACCAAUUAUUGCAUCUGUUUCGGAACAUCAGCCCACUACUUGGGUUUCAUUUUUCUUCGAUUUGCAUAUCACAGCUGCAGUUUUUCCAGUUGGUUUAUGGUAUUGUGUUAAAAAUGUUAAUGAUGAACGAGUUUUCGUGAUACUUUAUGCAGUAACGGCUGUUUAUUUUGCUGGUGUAAUGGUUCGCUUAAUGCUUACUCUUACUCCGGUUGUCUGCAUACUUUCUGGAAUAGCUUUUUCGUAUACGUAUGAAAGGUAUCUGAUCGAUGAGGUUGAUCAAUCAAAAAGUGUUAACAACGAAGAAGAAAACAAACAUUUAUACGAUAAGGUUGGAAAAGGGCGGAAAAGUGGUUCAUGGACGAAUCAAGCAGUACCAGAAAGUGGUGAAGUGUCUAUCGGAAUGAAUGCGCGAUCUAUCGUUUCAGUGGUGCUCGUUCUUAUGCUACUAAUGUUUGUCGUGCAUUCUACAUAUGUCACGAGUAAUGCAUAUUCUCAUCCAUCUGUUGUCUUGCAGUCACAUAAUUCUAAAGGGAACCGUGAAAUAAUGGACGAUUUUCGUGAAGCCUAUUAUUGGCUGCGAAAAAAUACGGAAGAGAGUGCUCGUGUAAUGAGUUGGUGGGAUUAUGGCUAUCAAAUAGCUGGAAUGGCAAAUCGUACCACCUUAGUGGACAACAAUACAUGGAAUAACUCGCAUAUAGCUCUAGUUGGAAAAGCGAUGGCAUCGAAUGAGUCAGUAGCGUAUGAAAUCAUGCACGCAUUGGAUGUUGACUAUGUAUUGGUUAUUUUUGGCGGCGUUAUUGGUUAUUCGGGCGAUGAUAUUAAUAAGUUUUUAUGGAUGGUACGAAUAGCUGAAGGUGAACAUCCAAAAGAGAUACAUGAAGCAGAUUAUUUCACGGAGUCGGGUGAUUAUAGUGUUGGAGCAGAUGCUUCAGAAACGAUGUUGAAUUCUGUAAUGUACAAAAUAAGUUAUUAUCGUUUCGGAGAUUUUGAGAUAGGUUAUCGGCAGCAGACAGGUUACGAUCGAACCCGUGGAUAUGUAAUUGGUCGGAAAAAUAUUGUACUGGAGCACUUGGAAGAAGCCUACACAUCACAAAACUGGCUUGUGAGAAUUUACAAAGUACUGAAGCAGAAGAAUAGACCGGAUAAGUCAAAGAAAGGUAUUGUGCAAGGAAAACCAACAGUAGUGAAAGGACAUCGACCAUCGAAACGUGCUUGA